GAAAGAAGUCGGGUGUUUCUUAAGACGAACGCCAUUUCCAGCCAAUCACAUUACAGAGCUGAGCAGAAUUCCAGCCAAUAAUAUAAAAGAAGGCGGGAGUUUGUGUUCACUUGAGUUACAGUGUUGAUGGUGAGAGAUGAGAUGGAUGAGAUGUGCUGUAAAUCAGUAGGAACUGAUCUGUCCAUGCUGGAUAUUGAUGAUUUCAUCACAGAAAUCUCUCAGCUGAAGAAAAAGGUGGCUUUACUGGAGACAAAGCUGAGGUCAAGAGGAGAUGAAGAACUGAAGAGAGAGGAUGUGGAUGUGGUUUGUUGUGAAUCUUCCACACAGAACUCCGAGCUCAGUCUGACUUUACUCGGUUAUACUGAGUCAAAGGCCACAGACGCUCAGGACACUACAGUGUGUGACAGUAAUGAGGGUUUACAGGAGGAUCAAACCUCCACAGAGUCUCUGGAUUCUCUCUAUAACGUUGGAGAACAGCAGCAGAUCCUGCAGACCAAACUCAAGAUGUGUUCAGUUAAACUCAUCGACUGCAGGAACCUCGUGAUGGAGAUGAGAGGAGAAACCACUGAUGAGGAACAUAACACUGAUGAAGACAAUCAUGACGAUGAGGAUUUUAUUCCAUCAGAUGAAAAGAGUGAUUUAUGUUGUGACGAAGAAACGCCAUCAACAUCAAAAGAGCGACCGACAGCACAAACUCUUUCCUGCAUCACCUGUGGAAAGACAUUCAGCUCACAGAGAAAUUUAGAGACACAUGAGAGAAAACACACAGAACAGAAACUCUUCACCUCCACCAGAUCUAAAAUCAGCUUUACUACCUUACAAGAGAAGAACGUUUAUUCAGAAGAGCACAGAGAGAAGAAGAAGCAGUUUCACUGUGAUGAGUGUGGGAUGAUUUGUGUCUCUUCCUAUAAACUAAAUGUUCACAUGAGGACACACAGUGGUGAAAAACCUUACUACUGCACUGAAUGUGGAAAUCACUUCUGCACCAAACAAGGUCUUAAUGUUCAUCAGAGAAUUCACACAGGAGAGAAACCAUACGAGUGUCCUCACUGUGAGAAGAGAUUCAGCCGGACACAUCAUCUGAAGGCACAUGUGCUUUUACACACCAAUGAGAAACCGUAUCAGUGCGGUCAAUGUGAAAAAACCUUUAGGCACUCAAGUUCAUUAAAAUUACACCAAAAUAUUCACUCUGGAGAGAAACAUCAUCAAUGUUCACACUGUGAUAAACGUUUUGGUCGUAAAUCUCAUCUGAAAGUCCAUGAGAGAGUUCACAUUGGAGUAAAACCUUAUUACUGUAGUGUUUGUGGGAGGAGUUUCAGUCAACAUAGAGAUGUAGUGAGACACCAGAGAACUCAUACAGGGGAAAAACCUUACAAUUGCUCUCAGUGUGAAAAGACGUUUGCUCAAUCAGAUUUCUUAAAAGUCCAUGAGAGAGUUCACACUGGAGUAAAACCUUAUUACUGUAGUGUUUGUGGGAAGAGUUUCAGUCGACGUGAUCAUUUGGUGAGACACCAGAGAACUCAUACAGGUGAAAAACCUUACACAUGCUCCCAAUGUGAGAAGACAUUUGCUCAGUUAGGUAUGUUUCCUUGGUCAGUCUUUGUUGGUUUCUGUGUCCUGUUCUGUUUCUGGAUUACCUUGUUUCAUGGUUUUGUUUAAUAAAAGCUGCAUUGAGAUCCUCUGCCUGCCUACCUACCAACGUUACACUUAUAUUCUUGUGGAAUCAAUUUUCUGUUAUAUAUGCAGAAGUAGUCAUCAGAUUGAAUCGGUCAGAGAGUCUUCAACUUCAGGUCUUAUGGUUUUCUUC
Paramisgurnus dabryanus is the source of this 1807-nucleotide messenger RNA. The record is from RefSeq and is a predicted model, not a curated record. NCBI's taxonomy places the organism in Eukaryota, Metazoa, Chordata, Actinopteri, Cypriniformes, Cobitidae.